Messenger RNA from Lodderomyces beijingensis, 3561 nucleotides. The record is from the annotation of a GenBank genome assembly. NCBI's taxonomy places the organism in Eukaryota, Fungi, Ascomycota, Pichiomycetes, Serinales, Debaryomycetaceae.
AUGCAUAGUGGGUUCAGCUUUGAUAAGCUCAAGAACAAAGUAGCGCACCAUCGACAUUCGCUAGACCAUACGGGCGACGAGUUGAGCUUGACCAAGUCGAACAGGAGCCACAGCUUGGACCAUACCCAUGACCAGUUUAGAUUCCAGAAGAGUUUGACCCCGCCCGCGCAAGAGCCAUCGAGGCUAAGAUCGUCGUCGUUUUCGCUCGUUAAUGGCAUUUCCGCGUCAAAUCAAGCAAGCGCCGCAAAUGCGGCUACUAAUUCCACUAGCACUGCCGCACGUAGGGAGUCCACCUCCAGCUCCCUCCACGGGCUACAUCUACCCCGAUCCAGAUCCAGAUCCAGAUCUCACUCUGUUGUUCAUUCCAAAACGCUAUCGCCUUCCAACAUUUUCCGAUCGAAAACAAAAGAACUAAUCAAACACGAAACGGCCCAGGUUAUUCUGAAGAAACUAUUGCAUGAAUUGACGGAUUUGGGGUUGCAGAAUCCCAUCCCGUUGAAAACGUCGAUCCAGGGCUCAGUAGCCAAGAGCGUCAAAGUUUACGUUUCCAACACCAAUGACUGCAUCUAUCUCCCGCCAGCGUCAUCGACUAGUUUCACAUAUGAGGAUGUGGAAAAUGGAGGCAUGGCUCAGCAAGAUGAAGAGUCCGACGUUGAUGCAAGCCCGUUGACUCCGGAAUCUGCCGAUUUCAACCCAAGGACAACUCCGCGCACUUCAUUCAGCACCGACUCCUCCGAACACCAUCCAUCGGCAUCUUUACACCAACAGAUGAAGGCGUUUCGUGCGCCAAAUUACCUUUGCACCAAGAUUGACUCCGAAUACCCCAUACCGCAUACGUUUGCCGUUAUUGUGGAGCUCAUCAAGGACCAAACGACCAUCAAGGACUUGACAAUCAGGUUUCAAUCGUUGACCCAAAUCCUAUGGCCGACAUUGGACCCUUAUAAUCGCUCGCAUUCAAAGGAAAAAUUCAAAAUUGGCAAUAUGGAGUGGACUCCCUCGUUGAAUGACGCAGACUACUAUAUCAGCACAUCAAACUCGAAUGACGUCAAGCUGAAAAACCUCGCCCCUGAGGAGUUGGCCAAGCGUACUCGGGAGUACAAGUUGGUCAAUAUCAAAGAUUGGCAAGAGUCUGCCAGGGGCAAUGUUUCAGAAGAGCAGUUGGGUGAAGAAUUAUCGACAAGCAAUAGCUCGCUGCAUUCAUCACAUAUUACUCACUCCAAUUUAAACUCAAACUCUAACUCCAAUUCGAACUUGGAAACUACACAUAAAGCUGGUCUUUAUGUGUUUUUGUUGCCCAUUUUGUUACCAGAACAUAUCCCUGCAUCAAUAGUAUCCAUAAAUGGGAGUUUAAUUCACACACUACUGAUUAAUUUCAACAAGAUUAGUGACAAGUUGAGUCGGAAAUUGAAAGUUGAUGCAUCUUAUAACCUCCCCAUGGUUCGAACACCACCAAAUUUUGCCAAUUCGAUUGCAGACAAGCCCAUUUAUGUUAAUAGAGUCUGGAACGACUCGGUCCACUACAUGAUUACAUUUCCAAGAAAGUAUGUGUCACUAGGUUCGGAGCAUGUCAUCAAUGUCAAGCUAGUUCCACUCGUCAAGGACGUGAUUGUCAAGCGAGUCAAAUUCAAUGUCUUGGAGAGAAUCACCUAUGUGUCGAAAAGCUUAUCCAAGGAGUACGACUACGAUAGCGAAGACCCAUAUUGUUUGCACCCAAGCAAAGAAGGCAAAGUUCGAGAAAGAGUGGUGUCCAUUUGCGAGUUAAAGACCAAGAGCAAGCAAUCGACAAGCUCGUUUGGCGACUCUUACAAGGAAGAAGUGGUCAAGUGCCCCGAAAAUAAUUUGCUCUUUUCGUGUUAUGAGCCUGAAUCUGAAGUGGAAAGACCGAAAACUGCUCGCAAAAAGCAAUCACAAUCAAAGCCUGCAGCAGAGAGAAUGAUUGCCUCGCCGUUGGACAUCAACAUUGCACUUCCAUUUUUAACGACAAAGAAUGACAAGGUUUCAGCCUCGUCGAAUCCAGACGAGGAAGAACAACUACUUAUACAACAACAGCAACAACUUGCGGCUCAGCUGACGCCUAGAAAAGCGUCGCUUGUUAAUGAAACGGGCCCAUCAGGCAAACCAAUGACGCCAUAUUCGCCCGUGAUUGGCGCCUUGGAAACGAAUUUGGCCAAUGUUGACGAGUUGGGUCCGCACGAAUUGGCCAAACCCAACUCAUCGAAUUUCUUAUCUGAUGACUUGUCCUUGAAACACACGCCUCCGGAAAAUAUUAAAAAUGGCUAUACACUUAUCGCGCGAGGAUUGUAUCCCGACUCGAACUAUCGCCACAUCCAGAUAAAUCAUCGGUUGCAAGUGUGUUUUAGAAUCUCCAAACCUGACCCAAAGGACCAUUACAAGAUGCACCAUUAUGAAGUUGUUGUGGACACGCCGUUGAUUUUGUUGAGCUCAAAAUGUAACGAGGGUUCAAUUCAGUUGCCCAAGUAUGAUGAACUUGAAGGGUUUGCCGGUGGUGAUGGUGUUGUGUUCAACACUCCAAACUAUAACCAUAACGGGGUAACUAUCCGCGAAUGGAAUCAAGGAGCAAAUAACGACGAUCCAUUGCCGACAUUUGAAGAGGCCACGUCUCCUGUUGCAACACCAUUAACGAGAACAUUUUCAAUCCCGGAGGACCCCUUGAGUCGCGUUCCCAGCAUUCCCAUGGUGAUGCCCGGGGAGCCAGCUCCAGCAUACGAGCAGCAUGACACGACGCACUUGGAUGAAGCAAGUAUGCGCCAUCACAGUUCUACGAUUGACGAGGUUAUCAACGUCAAGGGGCUGACCCCAGCACUGAGGAGAAGACAGUCAAGCAUCAGGGAAAGUUUAUCCCAUUCGCUUUUGCCCAACAAGGAAUUCAAGCCACGUCCAAUGUCGAAUCAUUCGAGUUCAUCCGACGACAGGAGUCUCGAAUCUGGAAGCUCGAACUCGGCACCAGAUGUCAAUGGAACUCCGGCUACUUCAAGUCUUCCCGAUUCCACCAGCAUCUCAAGCGCAAGCUUUGCUAUUGAAAGCGUCUUGAACGAAGCAACGGGUGGUGCCGGAGAGGAACUUGAUUGCCAAGAGCCCAUCGGUCCACUUCGAGAGGUGGAUGAGUGUGCUGUGAUUGACGACGACGACGAUGAUGAUGAUGAUGAUGGCGAUGAUGAUGACAACGACGACACCAACCUUAACGAUAAUAAUGAAGAACAUGAACAUGAAGACGACCAAGUUGAAGACACAGAAACAAGCUUGCUCGACAAUGAAUCAAAUGUUGACGCUGAUACAGAGGAUGGCGAUGAUGCGGAAGAAGUUGGCAGUCUCUUGACCCAGGAAGCCAAUUUUGUCCAGCGGCUUCCGCUACUCAAACAAAUGAGCACAGAUACCAUCCGCACGCAAGCUACAACUAUGAUGCACCACAGCAAUGCUGCUGCACAUCAUCAUUCACCACGCACUAAUAACGGCUCAUCUGACAACGUUUCAAUUUUCCCAACAAGCAGUAACAUCAGUACAUUUUAUAAUCCUCAAGACAUUCAAAAACUCAACUUUUAG